This is a messenger RNA of Periconia digitata, 891 nucleotides long. The record is from the annotation of a GenBank genome assembly. Lineage: Eukaryota; Fungi; Ascomycota; Dothideomycetes; Pleosporales; Periconiaceae.
AUGGCCAUAGAAGGAACUCGCAGACGAGUGCUCUACACUCUCAACUCCAGGUGGAUCUACGGCAAAGUGCCGCUGCUCCACGCAGCCAUUUUCCUGUUACAGAUGGCCGCCGUCUCUCUCUUGACGAGGAAGUUUAAUUCCUACUAUGCCUCGAGACCAGUCUUGACUACGAUGAUCACCAACGCUGUAAGGCAGACCCUUUCUUCCCAAACAACCGCGUUAUUUGCCAGUCGCCGUCACCGCCCACAAAGCAGUCCCCCGAUUUAUAUGUGCACACAGCAUGCGCGCCGUCACUCACCGCUCUCUUUCGAUCGACCAACUACAACAUACACAGUAGCGCAGUCCUUGACUGCCAUCAAGCAGCGCGCUGCCCACAAAGGCGACAAGGACGACCUGCUUGCGAUCGAGAUCCAUGAAAUUGCCAAGAAGAACCCUUGGCCGCCGGGCGACCUCAUUCCCGACUCGAAGAAGCUCCCUCCGCCUUUCGAUUUCGAGCGUCUCACACGAUUCAUGUCGUACGGUUUCUUGAUGGCGCCUGUUCAGCACAAGUGGUUUGGAUUUUUGAAUAGCACCUUUCCCAUCUCAAAGGGAGCUGCUAUGGUUCCUGCGCUUAAGCGAGUUGCCUUUGAUCAACUUCUUUUCGCCCCUGUUGGUCUGGCGUGCUUCUUCACAUUCAUGACCGUUGCCGAGGGUGGUGGGAAACGUGCUGUACAAAAGAAGUUCCAGGACAUCUAUGUCCCGGCUUUGAAAGCCAACUUUUUGGUUUGGCCAGCUGUGCAGAUGAUCAACUUCCGAAUCAUGCCUAUCCAGCUCCAGAUUCCCUUUGUCUCUACCAUCGGUAUCGCCUGGACCGCCUACCUCUCCCUCACCAACUCCGCCGAAGAGGCUUGA